CAUUUUAUUGGAGCACCCGGCCCUUUUCGAUUGGGUAAUAGUAUUUGGUGUGUCUGGUGGUUAUAUGACGAAGUAAGGCUACGGUUUAUUUCGUUCAGUGUUCUAGCCUAGUGGAUUUCAUAUGGUUCGUUACAUUGUCUACAUCUACGCAAAAAGCCGGGUUGGACGCGCGGAGCUAACGAUGCUAGCUUGCUGUUAGCCCUGCCACAGUGAGCCAUCAAUCGUCUUCUCCCGUUGUCUGUUCAGAAUACCCAUUUCUUGGUGGAAGUGAGAGCGUGUUGGUGUGUGUUUGUAUAUAUAUGUGUGUGUGAGUGUGUACACGCGUGCAUAUGCAUUUGCUGGUGAGAAGGUGCUUGUCCGUGUGAAUUGUUGAAACGGAAGUGUGUGAGGUACUGUCUGUCUGUCAGUGACUAUGGGUGACAUAAGUGACCUGGACAGACAGAUCGACCAGUUGAGGAGGUGUGAACUUAUUAAGGAGAAUGAGGUCAAAGCUCUGUGUGCCAAAGCCAGGGAGAUUUUGGUAGAAGAGAGCAAUGUUCAGAGGGUGGAUUCCCCAGUCACUGUGUGUGGUGAUAUCCAUGGGCAGUUUUAUGACCUCAAGGAAUUGUUCAGAGUAGGUGGUGAUGUUCCUGAGACAAAUUACCUCUUCAUGGGCGACUUUGUGGAUAGAGGAUUCUACAGUGUGGAGACCUUCCUGUUGCUGCUUGCACUCAAGGUGCGUUAUCCUGACAGAAUCACACUGAUCAGAGGGAACCAUGAGUCUCGGCAAAUCACACAGGUUUACGGCUUUUAUGAUGAGUGCCUGAGGAAGUAUGGCUCUGUGACUGUGUGGAGAUACUGCACCGAGAUCUUUGAUUACCUGUCCCUCUCAGCUAUCAUUGAUGGGAAGAUAUUCUGUGUGCAUGGCGGACUAUCUCCCUCAAUCCAAACUCUGGACCAGAUCAGAACUAUCGACAGGAAGCAGGAGGUUCCACAUGACGGCCCCAUGUGUGAUCUACUGUGGUCUGAUCCAGAGGACACAACAGGAUGGGGUGUGAGUCCCAGGGGUGCAGGGUACCUAUUUGGCAGUGACGUUGUGGCCCAAUUCAAUGCAGCUAAUGACAUUGACAUGAUCUGUAGAGCCCAUCAGCUUGUCAUGGAAGGCUACAAGUGGCAUUUCAAUGAAACUGUACUGACUGUGUGGUCAGCACCAAACUACUGCUAUAGGUGUGGAAAUGUGGCAGCAAUAUUGGAGCUGGAUGAACACCUGCAGAAAGAGUUCAUCAUAUUUGAAGCAGCCCCACAAGAAACCAGAGGAAUCCCCUCCAAAAAGCCAGUGGCUGAUUACUUCCUGUGAUGACUGCUCGGAGGGAAAACGAUCACGACACCCAUAACCUUGGUCACAUUCUCUCCCAUCUUCAUUUCUCAAACUUUUUUUCCAGCUUCUCCUGUGCCAUCCUAGUCUAUAUUCUCUUUUCUAUUUCCCUUGAAAACAUGUAGUGUCCCUUCUGGUCUCUCUCUCUCAUUCACAUGCCUUGUAUUGUCCUCCGACUUGUGCACAGCAUUGCUCUCAGCUGCUGUUGCAAUGCCAUCCACACUGGCAGUAUGAGCCUUGGUAUACACUCCUCCAAUACCCUGCAGCCUCAGUCUUUUUAAAGGAGUGCCCUCUUUAUUAAGGAGUGGUGUGUGUUGUGAAGAAGGCGAACAUGAGAUUUAAGACUCCCACAGUUAAGUGACAGCUGAGGGCCUUGUGAGGUAGGAGGCCAUUUUACACUUGCAUUAUGAUUUUAUUAGACUUUUUUCUAACACUGUUUCUUUUAUAUCUUUCAUUUUUAUUUGUGGCAAAGAAAAUGAGUCUCAGUUUGGUCAAGCUUUCAUUUCUGUCUUUGCCAUUUGACAGAAACUGGUAUUAGUGAAUCAGUCAGAGUAGUAGUUACCAGAUGAACGCUACAGAGGACAGAACCACAAUACUGAUAAUUACCUCUGGCCUUUGUUAGUGAAUUUUAGGUAAGAAAACUAGUUGAAAUGGGAACAGUGCACCAAACUGAAACAUUUUUUGUUGAUUUUCUCCUCUGACCAAUCUGUAGGAUUUGUUGUUGCCUUUUGUUAUUGAUCUGUGAAAAUAAAACUACUUUUUUGUA
Anguilla rostrata (American eel) is the source of this 2120-nucleotide messenger RNA. RefSeq names its product protein phosphatase 4, catalytic subunit b (gene ppp4cb). Gene Ontology annotation, cellular component: cytoplasm; nucleus. The transcript has 9 exons. Gene Ontology annotation, molecular function: protein serine/threonine phosphatase activity. The coding region runs from base 413 to 1336 and encodes 307 amino acids. The record is from RefSeq and is a predicted model, not a curated record. Lineage: Eukaryota; Metazoa; Chordata; Actinopteri; Anguilliformes; Anguillidae. Gene Ontology annotation, biological process: double-strand break repair via homologous recombination.